Molecule: messenger RNA, 1116 nt
Organism: Spirometra erinaceieuropaei
Lineage: Eukaryota; Metazoa; Platyhelminthes; Cestoda; Diphyllobothriidea; Diphyllobothriidae
Source: the annotation of a GenBank genome assembly
AUGACCAGCCUGGAUGCUGCAAAGAGCAAACUCUACGAUGACCUGCACGCCCUCCUGGCGUCUGUGCCGAAGGCGGAUAAGUUGAUUGCCCUUGAUAACUUCAACGUCCGUGUCGACACAGACCAUGCUGCCUGGAAAGGAGCGCUGGGUCCCCAUAAUCUCGACGGCUCCAAUGACAAUGGCCUGUUCCUCCUACGAACCUGCGCAGAACACCGGCUUAUUCUGACCAACACCUACUUCCGCCUCCCGAUGCGAAGGAAAGCCAACUGGAUGCACCAUCGGUCGCGACACUGGCACCUGAUGGACGGUGUCCUCGUCUGGUGGCGAGACCAGCGGGACGUGCUGAUGACAAAGGCGAUUCCAGGUGCUGACGGGUGGACCGACUAUCGCCUCGUCACCUCCGAGAUGCGAACUCCCCUACGGCCUCGCAGGAGACCUAAAGAUAAGCGUCCCCCAGGUAAGCUGAAUACUGCUUUGUUGUCUUUGCCUGAUCACCGUCUCUAUUUCAGCGAUGAGCUAACUCAAAGACUAGCCGACCUUCCAAUUGCCGCCGCUGCCGCCGAGGAGAACGCCUCCGUGGAGAACCUAUGGUGUCAACUGCGGAACACAGUCCAAUCGACGACCCUGGCUGUCUUUGGUCGCGUACGUCGCCAAUAUCAGGACUGGUUGGAUAACGACGUCGCCAUCAGCCACCUGCUCGCCGAGAAUAGCCGCCUGCACAAAGCCUACGUCAGCCGCCCUACCGAGGACGACAAAGCAGCCUUCUACCGUAGUCGCCGCCUUGUGCAGCAGCGGCUGCGGGAGAUGCAAGACGCUUGUACGGCUCCCAAGGCCGAGGAGAUCCAAGGGUAUGUGGACCGCAGCGAAUGGAAGAAUUUCUUCUCUGCGAUCGAGACUGUCUACGGUCCGUCAACCAAAGGAACUGCUCCUCUUCUCAGCGUCGACAGGAGUGCCCUAAUUACCGAGAAGACACAAAGUCUACAGCGAUUGGUCGAGCACUUCAGAGGCGUCCUCAACCGUCCCUCCACAAUCUCCGGCGCCGCCAUCGCCCGUCUGCCUCAAGUGCAGACCAGCGCCGACCUAGACCUCACGCCUGCUUUACGCGAAACCAUCUAG